Neurospora crassa OR74A is the source of this 621-nucleotide messenger RNA. RefSeq lists its product as hypothetical. The record is from RefSeq and is a predicted model, not a curated record. NCBI's taxonomy places the organism in Eukaryota, Fungi, Ascomycota, Sordariomycetes, Sordariales, Sordariaceae. The transcript has 3 exons. The coding region runs from base 1 to 621 and encodes 206 amino acids.
AUGUCCUUGACAACUCCAGUCCUUCCUCGGAUGGGCAUUUGCCAUCGGUCAUUUUUUUUUUCUUGUCCCCACCAAUGCUCUUCUUUGCGUUCCGAAUUCAACAUCGUAACUCCUGCUUAUCACUUCGCAUACCAUAUUGUCCAAGUCAGGCCUGGGGCUGGUGGAUGUGAAGUCCUCUUCGUCCUUGAUGAUCACGUCGUCCCACCCGAUCUCCCACGCGAAUUCGAUGUGUUGGUCAACAUUCGUCCGGACCCGGACAGUGACACAUCCGACAUUAGCCCCCGUCGUCGCGACCGCGAAGCCUCAUCCUCGUCUGAAUCUUCCUCCUCGGAAGACGAUGGCCCACCGCAGGAGCCGUGGUUGAUCAACCAGCAAAAGCGCGGCGGUUAUGUGAUCUUAAAGUCAGGCACCCGUCGUUAUGACGAGUGGUGCGGUUUGGACAGCAACAGAGCUUAUUUUCUCGAGGGCUACCAGCCCAAUUGGGACCAGUCCAAGCCAUUCAGAUGCCCCAUCGUAAAUUGUCACCUAGCAUUCGAAUUCGGGAGAGAUACCUCUCUUAUCCAGCGCCAAACUCGCUACGAGUUCGUGGAUCCACUAUUCAUCGGUCAGCUUUCGCUCUGA